CCCAGUUGACCCCGCUCAACGAGGUUGUUUUCGUCCCGUCUUUCUCGGUCCGCCCCGCAAAGCCCCGCCCCCACAACUGUUCAACGUUUAAGCAUGUUUCCUAUUUCAUGACAGUGCGGGGCACCGGACCUGUGAAGCAGUUGGAACUUGGCGAAGGAUGGACAUGUGCCUGGCAGGUGAAGGCAGCGAAUAUAAGACAGACGAUUUGGAUGGACGCGGAGGGCGAGGAGAGUCUCUUUACGAAAGUCUUCGACUUCCUCGACCUUCAUCAUCAUCAUGAGGUUCUAUGUUGUCGCGUUGGGUUUGUUUGCGGGGUUGGGGUCUUUCUUGUUCGGUUAUGACACGGGUAUCAUCACGACGAGUAUUGCACACCAAAGCUUCAAAGAUUAUAUGGGCAAUCCCGGUUCUGCUGCGACGGGAGCUAUCGUAUCCACCUACAUCGCUGGAGAGACCAUCGGUGCUAUAUUGCAAUCAGUUUUGGGAGAUAGACUCGGAAGGAAACGUUUCAUGGGAAUGCUUUGUCUUGUCGUCACUGUUGGUACCGUCAUCCAGACUGCAGCACAGAACUUCCCCAUGUUCUUGGUCGGACGUAUCUUAACGGGUGUCGCUGUCGGUGGUCUCGUCGGAACGGUCCCAAUCUACAACUCUGAGAUAGCUCCGCCAGAACAUCGUGGUCUUAUCGGUGGUCUUUCAGGGUACAUGAUCGGUAUCGGUGGUUUCUUAGCAAACUGGAUCGGAUUCGCAUGUGCACACGCCUCCAACGGUGCCUUCCAAUGGCGAUUCCCUCUUGCUCUCCAAAUCCCUCCUGGCGUCAUCCUUCUAAUAGGCUUGAUUUUCUUCCUUCCGGAAUCGCCACGGUGGCUCAUUCGUAACGGACGUGAUGAGGAAGCAAAAGCAGCUUUCACGAAAAUUAGAGGGGAUCUCGACGGCCCGUCGUGUCACAAGGAGUUUACCGAUAUGCGAGAUCAGAUUAUGUACGAGAAGUCCACUGAGCUCUCCAGCUUCAAGGAGGCUUGGAGCAAAUAUAAGAGGCGUGUGAUCAUUGCCAUCGCCACACAGACCAUGACAUCCCUCACCGGUGUCAAUGUUAUCAACUAUUAUCAGACGACGCUGUACGCAAAACUCGGUAUCACAGGAAAUGAUGUAUUAUUGCUCUCUGGUAUCUAUGGUACCCUUGGCGUUCUCAUCAACAUCGUCUCGCUUCGUCUGAUCGACCGCUUCGGUCGUGUAAAACUCCUUGGAUUUGGUGCUAUGGGACUUUGCAUCGACUUGGUCUACUCUGCGCUCAUGGCGAGGUUUUUCACCAACUCGGACAAUAAAGUCGGCAAAGGUUUUGCCAUCUUAGGAAUCUAUCUCUACACGAGCAUCUAUUAUCUCGGAAUAAACAGUACUACAUGGCUUUACGGUGUGGAGAUCCUGCCAAUCUUCUUGCGUAGCAAAGUGACUGGAGCAGCAUCGUUCUCGCAUUUCAUUUGGAAUAUUGCUCUCACCGAGGCCGGUCCUAGCGCAUUUGCUAACAUUGGAGAAAACUACUACUAUGUGUUCGUAGUAACGACUUUCAUAUCCACGAUAUGCGUUUUCCUUUUCUUCCCCGAGACGAAAGGCAAGACGCUCGAAAUGAUUGCAGCUGACUUUGGCGACAAAGUCGUCAUGUCAGAAUUCGAUGUCGCUGCCGCAAAUCGGGCAGAUAAAAUGGGUAAAUCACAGAUAGAUGAGGAGAGAAUGGAGCAUAGCGAAGCACCCUCUAUUUCUGGGCCGGUAGAAAGGACUUACCUCGCAUGAGGUUUCGGAAGGUCACAUCUGUAUUACUUGUUUUCUGUGAUUUUCGCAGGAGGGUCCUGCUUGUUCUCUUUCGACUCAUAUCUAUUCAAUAUAUCUUCC
Stereum hirsutum FP-91666 SS1 is the source of this 1881-nucleotide messenger RNA. Its product is annotated as general substrate transporter. Gene Ontology annotation, molecular function: carbohydrate:proton symporter activity. Gene Ontology annotation, cellular component: membrane. The record is from RefSeq and is a predicted model, not a curated record. The transcript is spliced from 17 exons. Gene Ontology annotation, biological process: carbohydrate transport; transmembrane transport. Bases 277 to 1782 code for a protein of 501 amino acids. NCBI's taxonomy places the organism in Eukaryota, Fungi, Basidiomycota, Agaricomycetes, Russulales, Stereaceae.